AUGCAGAACAACAUACAACGAAGAACUGAUAAUCAACGUACUGUACGUGUUGAUAGAAUGGGUACAAAUGUUUACUCAUCAAAAGAUAAUAAAAGUAUGCAUAAAACAUUAAAUGGAGAAUUUAUUCUUUAUCAAAUGUUACUUGAACAAAUUUCCAAAAGAAAAAAAGAAUUAAUAUUUCAUCAAAAUAGUCUAACAGAAUAUUUUAAACCCGAAAAUUCAAAUGAUCAACAAGUUAUGAAAGAAUUUGAUAAAGAAUAUACACCGGACAAAGCAAUUCAUUGGUAUACAAGAGAAACAUGUAUUUAUAAAAUUUUAAAUAAAGCAUUACGAGCACAAUGUAUUGAUGAUAUUAUUCCAUUUGGAUCAUUUAUUAGAGAUUUAACUAAACAAUUAGAUGAUGAACAUACAUUAUUUAUAAAACAACUAAAAACACCAAUUAUUAAAGUUUAUCGAGGACAACAUAUUAGUAAAGAUGAAGUUAAUCGUCUUAAAUCGGGUAUAAAAGGAUUAAUUUCAAUAAAUUCAUUUUUAUCAACAAGUACAAAUAGAAAUAAAGCAAUAGAAUUUGCAACAGGUCCACCACCAUCUACUAAUGAUUUAACAUCAAUUUUAUUCGAAAUUGAUGUUAAUAUAAAUUAUCUAGCUAAACCAUAUGCUGACAUAAGACGUAUUAGUGCUUUUCCCGAAGAAGAAGAAAUUCUUUUUACAGUCGGUUCAAUUUUUCGUAUUGAUAAUGUAUCUCAUGAUGAUAAACUUAAUCUUUGGAUGGCUAAUUUAAUAUUAUGUUCAUUUGAUGAUGCCGAUAUAAAAGAUUUUUUAUCAUCAUUAAAAAAAGAAUUAAAUGAUCAAAAUGAAUUUGUUUCAAUUGGAAAUUAUUUUAUUCAUAUGCUUAAAUAUGAUCUUGCUGAAGAACAUUUUAAAAAAAUUUUAAAUCAAAAUUUAAUCGAAAAAGAUAUUGAUUUUGCUUAUUGCUAUUAUGGACUUGCACAAGCUAAUAUUAAACAUGAAUAUUAUGAUUUAGCUAUAUCAAAUAUAAACAAAGCAUUAUCAUAUUUAUUAAAUAAUUCAUCACUUAAAAAUCAUUCACUUGUAUCAUCAUGUUAUAAUGAUUUAGGUUCAAUUUAUGCAGAACAAUCAAAUUAUCAACUUGCAUUACAAUAUCUUGAUAAAGCAUUAUCAACAGAUGAUACUAAUAAUGUAUCAAAAAUUUUUGCAUCUUUAUCCAAUGUUCAUUUUAAAAUGUCACACUAUCAUAUAGCAUUAGAAUAUAUUAAAAAAUCUCUUGAAUAUCAAAUCGAAAGUGAAUAUCCAGCAAUUGCAAAUACAUAUAGUAAUAUGGGUAAAAUUUAUAUUGCAAUGAAUGAAUCUGAAAAAGCAUCUACAGUAUUUGAUAAAGCAAUUGAAUAUCAAUUAAAAGAUCUUCCUGAUACUCAUCCAGAUGUUUCUUAUACUUAUAAUGAAAUUGGAUUAAUGUUUUUGGAUAAAAAUAAUUAUGAAAAAGCUUUAGAAUAUAUGGAAUUAGCUCUUCAUUUACAAUCAGAAUCCGUGCCAAAUAAUCAUCCUGAUUUUGCAAUAACAUAUAGAAAUAUUGCUAAUAUAUAUAUGAAAAAAGGAGAUUUAGAUAAAGCUUUAACAUAUUAUCAAAAAGUGUUAGAUAAUCAAUUGAAAACAUUACCACCUAAUACACCUUCAGUUGUUGAAACUUAUCAAGCUAUUGAAAAUAUUUAUCGAAAAAAAGAUGAUUAUGAACAAGUAUCAAUUUAUUCUCAAAAAAUACUUGAUAGUCAAUUAGAAAGAAAGAAAUUAGGUGAUAAAUCAAUAAGUGAUACAUAUAAAAACAUUGGAGAUUAUAAUUUAGAAAAAAAUAAUCUUGAUAAAGCAUUAUAUUAUUAUCUUGAUUUAUUAAAUAAUGAAUUAAAAACAAAAUUUCCUGAAGAUUUUUCAUUAAUUCAUAUUUAUGAAACAAUUGGAAAUAUUUAUUAUAAAAAACGUAUUUUAGAUCAAUCAUUAUUAUAUUAUAAUCGUUCACUUGAUUGUUAUUUUCGAAAAGAACCGUUUGAUCAAUCUAAUAUUGAUGAAAUAUAUAAGAAGAUUGGAAAAAUCUUUUUAAAAAAAUAUGAUUUCGAUCAAACAUUACUAUUUUAUCAUAAUCAAACAUCACAGGACAGAUCAUUAUCAACAAAUAAAAUUCUUGAUAAUAUUUAUUUUGAAAAACGUCAUUUAGAACAAUGUUUUCAUUAUUAUAAAAAAUAUCUUCAUAAACAACGUAAAACAUAUUCGGAAAAUGAUCCAAUAUUAUCUGAUACAUAUUAUAUAUUAGCAAAUAUUUCAUUUGAAAGAGAAAAUUUUGAUAAUGCAUUAAAAUAUUCUCUUUCUUUAUUAAAUAAUGAAUUAAAUCGAAAACAAAUUUAUGAUCCAUCAUUAGAAAAUCUAUUUAAAGCUAUUGGAACUAUUUAUUUUAAACAAAAAAAUUAUGAUCAGUCAUUAAUUUAUUUUUAUAAAUUACUUGAUUGCCAAUUAGGAAAAAUACCAAAGAAUUAUUCAUCAAUAGAUGAUAGUUAUAAUAUGAUUGGAAAGAUUUAUUUAAAUAAAAAUUAUUUUCAUCAAUUUUCAAAUGAUUAUAAAGAGUUAAAGAAACAAUCAUCCAUAACAAAAUCUCAUACAGAUAAUUUUCUUAUUGAAAAACGUCAUUUAGAUCAAACAUUAGGAUAUUUUCAAAAUUUGAUGUAUAAACAAAAUAAUAAUCAAUCAUUAGAUGAUAUUUAUACGAUUCUUGGAAAUAUUUGUUUAGAAAAACAAGAUUUUAAUCAAGCAUUAAAGUAUUUUCAAACAUUACUUGAUAAACGAUAUCAACGAAAUAAUUUUGGAGAUGCAUCGGUAUGUAAUACAUAUUUAAUCAUAGGUAAUAUUUAUGCAAAAAUAUCUCAUAUGGAUCAAGCAUUACAAAAUUACAGACAAGGAUUAUCUGUCUGUGAACGUUUACCAUCAAUAGAUCGAUCUAUAAUUCAUGAACUUAAAUCCCGAAUACGUCAUUUACCUUGUUCAAGAAGAUGA
Molecule: messenger RNA, 3057 nt
Organism: Rotaria sp. Silwood2
Lineage: Eukaryota; Metazoa; Rotifera; Eurotatoria; Philodinida; Philodinidae
Source: the annotation of a GenBank genome assembly